Molecule: messenger RNA, 5652 nt
Organism: Equus quagga
Lineage: Eukaryota; Metazoa; Chordata; Mammalia; Perissodactyla; Equidae
Gene: PCDH19
Product: protocadherin 19
Exons: 6
Coding region: 401-3847 (1148 amino acids)
Biological process (GO): homophilic cell-cell adhesion
Cellular component (GO): plasma membrane
Molecular function (GO): calcium ion binding
Source: RefSeq, a predicted model, not a curated record
CGGUCGGGACUCAGCCGCGUGUGGAUCCGGCCGCUCAGACGCCUUCCGAUCCGCAGCCCUGCGCCGCUGCGGCCAGUCGCGCCCGGCUAACUUUGAAGGGGGAAAACUGAGUAGCCGGGCUGGAGGGAGGGGGCUCGGGGCCGCGCGGCGCUCCCUUGGCCCCCCGGAGCCCCCGGGCCCCCCGCGAGCCCUCGCUGAGUCCGCCGCAACCUCAGCAUUGGAGCCGGCGCGGGUGUCUCCCCCGCGCCGCCGGGCCGCCCUGGGCGGGACUCCUCCCGCGGCCUCCGGGGCCCCGGGGCGCGCGCAACAGGCGGCCCGAGCCAGCGGGAAGCUGGAGCGCCGGCGGCGUCGGCCUCGGAGGGGUGUGGAGAGGCGAGGCCAGGCAGAGCCCCGCGCAGCCAUGGAGUCGCUCCUGCUGCCGGUGCUGCUGCUGUUGGCCGUACUGUGGACGCAGGCGGCCGCCCUCAUUAACCUCAAGUACUCGGUGGAAGAGGAGCAGCGCGCCGGGACGGUGAUCGCCAACGUGGCCAAGGACGCGCGCGAGGCGGGCUUCGCACUGGACCCACGGCAGGCCUCUGCCUUCCGUGUGGUGUCCAACUCAGCUCCGCACCUGGUGGACAUCAACCCCAGCUCGGGCUUGCUGGUCACCAAGCAGAAGAUUGACCGCGACCUGCUGUGCCGCCAGAGCCCCAAGUGCAUCAUCUCGCUCGAGGUCAUGUCCAGCUCAAUGGAGAUCUGCGUGAUUAAAGUGGAGAUCAAGGAUCUGAACGACAACGCGCCCAGCUUCCCGGCGGCACAGAUCGAGCUGGAGAUCUCGGAGGCAGCCAGCCCAGGCACGCGCAUCCCGCUGGACAGCGCCUACGACCCAGACUCGGGCAGCUUUGGCGUGCAGACGUAUGAGCUCACGCCGAAUGAGCUGUUCGGUCUGGAGAUCAAGACGCGCGGAGACGGCUCACGCUUUGCCGAACUCGUGGUGGAAAAGAGCCUGGACCGCGAGACGCAGUCGCACUACAGCUUUCGAAUCACUGCACUCGACGGCGGCGAUCCGCCGCACCUGGGCACUGUUGGCCUUAGCAUCAAGGUGACUGACUCCAAUGACAACAACCCGGUGUUUGGCGAGUCCACCUAUGCGGUGAGCGUACCAGAGAACUCACCUCCCAACACGCCCGUCAUCCGCCUCAACGCCAGUGACCCAGACGAGGGCACCAAUGGCCAGGUGGUGUACUCAUUCUACGGCUACGUCAACGACCGCACGCGUGAGCUCUUCCAAAUUGACCCGCACAGCGGCCUGGUCACGGUCACCGGUGCCCUAGACUAUGAAGAGGGCCACGUGUAUGAAUUGGACGUGCAGGCCAAGGACCUGGGGCCCAACUCCAUCCCGGCACACUGCAAGGUCACAGUCAGCGUUCUGGACACCAAUGACAACCCGCCGGUCAUCAACCUGCUGUCGGUCAACAGCGAACUGGUGGAGGUGAGCGAGAGCGCCCCCCCGGGCUACGUGAUUGCACUGGUGCGGGUGUCUGAUCGUGACUCCGGCCUCAAUGGGCGCGUGCAGUGCCGUUUGCUGGGUAACGUGCCCUUUCGGCUGCAGGAGUAUGAGAGCUUCUCCACUAUCCUGGUGGACGGACGGCUGGACCGGGAGCAACACGACCAGUACAACCUCACGAUCCAAGCGCGUGACGGCGGCGUGCCCAUGCUGCAGAGUGCCAAGUCCUUUACUGUGCGCAUCACCGAUGAGAAUGACAACCACCCGCACUUCUCUAAGCCCUACUACCAGGUCAUUGUGCAGGAGAACAACACACCCGGCGCCUAUUUGCUUUCUGUGUCUGCCCGAGACCCCGACCUGGGUCUCAAUGGCAGUGUCUCCUACCAGAUCGUGCCGUCGCAGGUGCGGGACAUGCCUGUCUUCACCUAUGUCUCCAUCAACCCCAACUCGGGUGACAUCUACGCGCUGCGAUCUUUCAACCAUGAGCAGACCAAGGCAUUCGAAUUUAAGGUGCUGGCCAAGGAUGGCGGCCUGCCCUCGCUGCAGAGCAACGCCACGGUUCGAGUCAUCAUCCUCGACGUCAAUGACAAUACCCCGGUCAUCACGGCCCCACCCUUGAUCAACGGCACCGCCGAGGUCUACAUCCCCCGCAACUCCGGCAUAGGCUACCUGGUGACCGUUGUCAAAGCAGACGACUACGACGAGGGCGAGAACGGCCGGGUCACCUACGACAUGACCGAGGGCGACCGCGGCUUCUUUGAAAUAGACCAGGUCAAUGGCGAAGUCAGAACCACUCGGACCUUCGGCGAGAGCUCCAAGGCUUCCUAUGAGCUUAUUGUAGUGGCCCACGACCACGGCAAGACGUCUCUCUCCGCCUCUGCGCUCGUCCUAAUCUACCUGUCCCCUGCUCUAGACGCCCAAGAGUCAAUGGGCUCGGUGAACUUGUCCCUGAUUUUCAUUAUUGCCCUGGGCUCCAUUGCCGGCAUCCUCUUUGUCACUAUGAUCUUCGUGGCAAUUAAGUGCAAGCGAGACAACAAAGAGAUCCGGACCUACAACUGCAGUAAUUGUUUAACCAUCACUUGUCUCCUCGGCUGUUUUAUAAAAGGACAAAACAGCAAGUGUCUGCAUUGCAUCUCGGUUUCUCCCAUUAGCGAGGAGCAAGACAAAAAGGCAGAGGAGAAAGUGAGCCUAAGGGGAAAGAGAAUCGCUGAGUACUCCUAUGGGCAUCAAAAGAAAUCAAGCAAGAAGAAAAAAAUCAGUAAGAAUGACAUCCGCCUGGUACCCCGGGAUGUGGAGGAGACAGACAAGAUGAAUGUUGUCAGUUGCUCCUCCCUGACCUCAUCCCUCAACUAUUUCGACUACCACCAGCAAACACUGCCCCUGGGCUGCCGCCGCUCUGAGAGCACUUUUCUGAAUGUGGAGAAUCAGAACACCCGCAAUACCAGUGCCAACCACAUCUAUCAUCACUCUUUCAACAGCCAGGGCCCCCAGCAGCCAGACCUGAUCAUCAACGGUGUGCCUCUGCCUGAGACUGAAAACUAUUCUUUUGACUCCAACUAUGUGAACAGCCGAGCCCAUUUAAUCAAAAGCAGCUCCACCUUCAAGGACUUAGAGGGCAACAGCCUGAAGGAUAGUGGGCAUGAGGAGAGCGACCAGACUGACAGUGAGCAUGAUGUCCAGCGGAGCCUGUAUUGUGAUACUGCUGUCAAUGAUGUGCUGAACACCAGUGUGACCUCCAUGGGAUCUCAGAUGCCUGACCAUGAUCAGAAUGAAGGAUUUCAUUGCAGGGAAGAAUGCCGGAUUCUUGGCCACUCUGACAGGUGCUGGAUGCCCCGGAACCCCAUGCCCACCCGCUCCAAGUCCCCCGAGCACGUGAGGAACGUCAUCGCCCUGUCCAUUGAAGCUACUGCUGCUGAUGUUGAGGCUUAUGACGACUGCGGCCCUACCAAGCGGACUUUCGCAACCUUUGGAAAAGAUGUCAGCGACCACCCGGCUGAGGAGAGGCCCACCCUGAAAGGCAGGAGGACUGUUGAUGUGACCAUCUGCAGCCCCAAGGUCAACGGCGCUAUCCGGGAGGCAGGUAAUGGCUGUGAGGCUAUCAGCCCUGUCACCUCCCCCCUGCACCUCAAGAGCCCUCUGCCCACCAAGCCUUCCGUGUCUUACACUGUUGCCCUGGCGCCCCCAGCCCGCGACCUGGAGCAGUAUGUCAACAACGUCAACAAUGGCCCUUCUCGUCCCUCUGAAGCUGAGCCCCGUGGAGCUGACAGCGAGAAAGUCAUGCAUGAGGUCAACCCCAUUCUGAAGGAGGGUCGCGACAAAGAGUCUCCUGGCGUGAAGCGUCUGAAGGAUAUCGUUCUCUAAACCAGUCUCGAGGAAGAAGAGAGAGAAACCAUGCUGGCUAGCGAAGAAGCAGGAGCUGAUCGUUUUAAUUGCUCACCAAUGGUUGGUUCUUGAGUGGCUGUAUUUCAGAGCUUUCCCUAAAUGUAUUGUUUAUAAAUGACUAUCAUUCUGUGACAAUCCCUCUCGUUUCAUCAGGCAGGGGUGUUCAGUUGGAGCAAAUUGGCUUUGGCUUGAGUUGUUCAUGGGGCCUUGAUGUUGAGGAAACGGAGACAAAUUCAGUUGUGAAAAGUAUUAUGUAUUAAGUGUUUGAAUUUAUAUAUUUUUCUAUGUCAAAAUGAUAAUAUAAAUUACCAUGGUUUGUGGAGGAUUACAUUAAAAAAACCAAAAAAGAUAAAAAAAAAAAAAGCUCUGGACACCUUUAAUAAGCUCGCCACUGUUUUGUAGUGUAGACAAGUUAAUGGUCAUUUAUUGUGUACUAUUCAUUAAUUCAGUGACGUGAAAUCAAGCCCCCAAAAGAUUGUUUCUGAAGCUCAAGUACUUUCCAAUGCCGCUACUUUGCUGUGGACACCCCUGCUUUAAGAACCCUUUUGCUAGCUGUGCUAUUGUUGUAUUUGAUAUUGCAAAUUGCUAUGUGUGUGGUGAUGGCCAAAGGCUUUUAGAGGUUGGUGUUUUUUUCUUAAAAAAAAAAUAAAACUACAGACAAAAAUAAAACGCAAACAACUGAGACGGCAAGUGAAUGAGCAACACCACACAUGUAGACUGAGUACUUGGAGGAUACUCACUCAUGGAGGAUACCCAGGUAGUGAUUACUCACCAUCUUGCAGAGUAUUUUUCCUGCUGUUCAGUCUUCUGCCCAGAUCCGUGAUAGAUCAUUGCAGAAAGUCAUUUUUGGAUAUUCUGGUAUCUAAUUUGAAGUUGUCAGAAAUACUGUGCUGAAAGUUUUAUGAGAUUGAUUUUUCUAAUUUUCAGGCCCUAAACAGGAAAGUUGCUCCUGAAAUUAUCAGUUUCCAGGCUUAGAAAUUCCCUAUCUCCAAUCAUCUAAAACUCAAAAAGACUGACUCUAUUUUGGGAUCUAAAUUAGCAUCUUUUCAGACACACACUUCCUGAUGCAGUGUUUCCCAAUCACGAUUACAAUUAGACUGCAAAGCACAUCAUGGGCUGGAACUGAGAACUCCAUGUUGCUCUGUAUUGUAGGAUUAUAAAUAGGGAUGGAGUAAGCAGUACAAAGUGUACAUUUAGGAAAAGACAGGUAACAAGUAACAGCAUCACAAAUCCAAUUUCUGUGCCUUCUAAAUGGAGACACUUGGACACUUGAACUCAUGUUUUUAUGACAAUACUUUUUUAAAUUAAGAAUGUGAACAGGAAACUAUUAAAAUAAAAAUCCCUUAGAUUUAGCUAACUCUUUGCUGUAGGCUAGGAAUACACCGUUUUUUAUUAACAAGUUCGUUACGCACAUUCUUUUUUUGUUUGUUUAACAUUGCUCCAACUCCCCCAUUUAUUAACUGUCUAUUAAUAUUCACUAGCCAACAUAGUAUUCUUGUGGCCUAAGAGUUCGUUACUUAAAAAUAAACAAAUAUGUCACCUUUGCUCUGCCUUGGUCUUAAAAGACUUGUUUCUAGAGAAACAAGUUUUGUGGUUCUGUUCUCAUUUGUUUCAUUUUUUGACAUUCGAGAGUACCCAGAAAAAAGACUUAGAGGUUAGAGCACUAGAAUGCAAAAGAGGAUUUAUUUUCUUAAGUUUAGGUAGAUAAGUCAGCUCUUUUACAUGUUUUAGUUAUUGUUGCCUGAGUUCCUGGCUUUAUACAUUACUAGGAAUAUUUUCUUUUA